AUGAGUGCGGGUUGCAGCGGCUAUUAUAACAUCGAAAACGCCUUCGUUUCCAGCUUCACGUGUCCCAAAUCCGACAGCCACUUGGGCGCCAAGUAUUGCUGUGGCUUUAAUGAUAUAAAAUACUGCUGCGAUGACCCCAACAGCUUCUUCCCUUACGAGUACAGCUACAUGUGGUGGUUAAGUAUUGGAGCUCUGGUGGGACUGUCUAUAGCAGCGGUGAUUCUCCUAACUUUCGUCAUCACAGUUUGUGUUCUGUGCUACCUUUUCAUCUGCACUAAACCACAGUCCAGACUGGAUACUGGAUUAGAUUUGCAGACACCAGGUACUGAACAAAUUUUAGAAAUCCCAAAUCAGUCCAGUCGGCUGAAUACAAUUAGGAAGCAGUUUCAGAGUCGGAAAUUAGAUUGCGGCAAUCAGCCACCUGAACCUGACAGAUUUUUCCAGAGAUGUUUCAUGGCUACCGUCACAACCAUUAACAUACAAGACUCCUCCUGA
Messenger RNA from Carcharodon carcharias (great white shark), 495 nucleotides. Its product is annotated as protein shisa-like-2A. NCBI's taxonomy places the organism in Eukaryota, Metazoa, Chordata, Chondrichthyes, Lamniformes, Lamnidae. The transcript is spliced from 3 exons. The coding region runs from base 1 to 495 and encodes 164 amino acids. The record is from RefSeq and is a predicted model, not a curated record.